AUGGCAAGUUUGCGAAGGGCAAUUUUCACCGCCGUUCCUCGGCUUCUUAGCUCCUCGAAUCGGUCGUCGCAUGCCACAUCCGAUUCUCUUCACAGGCCUAUAUUGGGUUCGAUUUCUCAUUUUUGUUCUUCCAAUUUGAGCACCCAAUCGUUCGAAAUUGAUCUUUCUAAUGAAGAAAGCAAAAGGCGCUUAUUUAACAGGAUAUUGUAUAGGAGCAAGCAAAGAGGGUACCUGGAACUGGACUUAAUUUUGGGGAAAUGGGUGGAGAAUCAUAUUCACUCCAUGGAUGAAGAUGGAAUUAAAUCCCUGGUUCACGUCCUUGACCUGGAGAAUCCAGAUCUAUGGAAAUGGCUGACUGGUCAGGAACAACCCCCGGAUGCAGUAAACAUAAAUCCUGUAUUUGUAGCUGUGCGAGACAAGGUUAUGAACAACCUCAACAGCCAUGCUUCUCCUGAGACUCGAGCAACUCCUGGGCAGCCUUGGGUAAGAGGUUGGGACGAUUUCAAGAAAGGUCGAGAUGCCCCUACAACUGGGAACCAGUAG
Fraxinus pennsylvanica is the source of this 543-nucleotide messenger RNA. NCBI's taxonomy places the organism in Eukaryota, Viridiplantae, Streptophyta, Magnoliopsida, Lamiales, Oleaceae. The record is from the annotation of a GenBank genome assembly.